AUGGCUCUGAUACCAAAUUUGUUGGAGUUGAGGAAGCGGGAUCGAUUGAGAAUGGAGGAAAUAGGAUGGAAAAUGAGAAGAGGCAAAGAACUUAAAGAAACUUUUUUGUCCAUCAUUCAGGAAGAAAGUACUACAUUCUUCCUGAAGUUUCGCAGAAUGUUCAAGUGCACUGCAUUCAUAACCGUCUAUCUAUUCGUCUGUGUGCCUUGCAAGCGCCGGUCUCUCCGGUCCUCGGCCGCAGCCACCACCUCCACUCCUCCUCCGGUUCCCCCUUCCUCCUCCUUGGACUCUUCCGAUCCGUUUGGUGCCGCCGUUCCGCCUACUGAUCUGGACGGCUUCCUCCUUGUCGACCGCGGCUUCCAGGAUAUUCCUGGGAUCUGCACUAUCCCAGAGGCCCGGCGCCUCCUCCACUACCCCUCCCUCCGCCUCCAACCCUUCGUAUCCGGCCCUCGUUCUAUCACAACCGCCGCUUCACAGGCUUGCCGGACUCCUUCCGCCCGCCCCUCGACGCCCUGGGCCUCCCUCUCCAUAACCAUCGGCCUUCUCUCCCCGACGAAGCUUCUCGUCGUCCUCUCCCGCCUCCAUGCCGUCUCUCGCGAUGACCCCGACAUCCUCACCUCUCCUAAUGAGACCUCCAUCUCCCUUCUCCUUCGCCACACCAUCUUCUCCCCUUCCAUGGUAGACCGCUUCUUCAAGCCCUUCCUCGAUGACAUCUUCUUCGACAGAGACCUCACCACCACCUCCCGUCUCUACGAUUUCAUCAUCUAGUGCCUGGCACUCGGUGACAAAACCCUCCCUGCUGGUGGUAUCGUUGCCAUCCCCAACCAGCUCGCCGCCAACCUACCUGAAGGAUCCAUACGUCUCAAUGCCAAGGUCGUAGCCAUCGAUACCACCUCCUCUCCGGUACCCACUGUUAAGCUUGAAUGUGGAGACACCCUGACAGCUGAUCUCGGGCUCAUAGUUGCGGUAGAUCAGCCAGAAGCAGAGAAACUGUUGCUCAACGACAAAUUAGUACGCACGAAUCGGAUCCCUAAGAAAAGGGACCCCGCAGCGGUUCGGAGUACGGUGUGCAUGUACUUCUCCGCGGAUCGGGCUGCGGUUGAAGAUCCGAUACUGAUCUUAAACGGAUCGGGCCUAGGGAUGGUGAACAACAUGUUCUUUGCGACGAACGUUGCACCUUCCUACGGGCCCAAGGGUAAGGUGCUGGUGUCGGUGUCGUUGAUUGGGGCGUACGAGGAUGAGUCGGAUGAGGAGCUGACAGCUGAGGUUGUUAGGGAGCUCAGCGGGUGGUUUGGGAGUGAGGAGGUGGGUGCCUGGAGACAUCUGAGGACUUAUCGGAUUGGGUUUGCACAGCCUGAUCAGAGGCCGCCCACUGACCUAACGGGUAAGGAUCCGAGAGUGGGUGAGGGGUUGUACGCGUGUGGGGACUAUAUGAAUUCCGCCACGUUUGAUGGGGCGUUGGUGUCCGGGAGGAGAGCUGCAGAGGCCUUGGUUCAGGACAGAUGGGGUGGCGGCGCUUCUUCAUGACCACACUCGAUCUCGCCACGAUUCAAUGGGUUCCUUUUACAUUCUUUAAAUCGUUAACUACAACUAUUUUAAUAUUUCAACGUUUUCGUUUGGGAUGCAGUCCAACCAAAAAAUCUAUAGAAAAUUAUAUUUACUAAAGAUGUUCUGUAUAGAUAUAGGAAAAAAAUGCCUCUACCCCCAAAAUCAAAAAGGAAAUUCUUCUCCCA
Asparagus officinalis (garden asparagus) is the source of this 1733-nucleotide messenger RNA. RefSeq lists its product as uncharacterized. NCBI's taxonomy places the organism in Eukaryota, Viridiplantae, Streptophyta, Magnoliopsida, Asparagales, Asparagaceae. The record is from RefSeq and is a predicted model, not a curated record. Gene Ontology annotation, molecular function: oxidoreductase activity.